AGAGGGUGAGAAAGGGAGGGUGAAAGAAGUUAGAGAAGGACAUUUUUAGUUAUGUUUUGUAAUGUUUAAUGUUAUACAUUGCUUUGGCAAAACAUGAUUAUUCUUGUCAUGCCAAUAAAGCUUUUUGAAUUGAAAUGCGAGGAAAGAGAGAGAGAGAGAGAGAGAGAGAGAGAGAGAGAGGGAAGGAAUUGUCACCAUAGCAAUCGGAGCAUCAACAGGCACGUAGAAGAAGAUCUGGGUUCAGAAUCGGUUUGGAUUGCUAAAUAAACAUUGAUCACCGCUGUGAUUGAUUAUCGAUUAGCAAAUGACAUGGCUGAGUCUGGAGUGCAUUGAUUACCAAUCAGAGACAUUAUUAGCAAUCAGACACAUUAAUUACCAAUCAGAUCCUCAUCUGAGAAUUGCCCUACUGACCUGCAUGAGCAUCACAGAGCAGUUCAAUUAUAAGCGACUUCACUGGAACACAGGAGUGCUGUGCUCUCAUGCAGCACUGUACACAUUAUCUCAUCCAAUUCAUUUUCUUUUACUUCUCAGUAUAUAAUACCACUUGAACUGUUUAAAUAGUUCAGCUCCAGAUUUUUUUCUGUAACGUUACUUCAUCCAGAAAGCCAGUUUUGCUGAUUUCCCACUCCAAAUGAAGUGUUUAUAAAUUAAUUAAUUAAUCAGACAUUGUCCACCCCUGCUCCUCUGACAUGCCCACUUUGUGAUUGAUGGGGUUAAUUUCCUUACUACAGAGUUAUUUCAAGAAGAGAUAAGGACAAGAGAGAUCAUUUGACUUGCUUUGGCAGAAGAAAUCAACUUUAUAGUAAUCAGGAGAGGGGGAAGGGAAGGACGAUAGAAUGAGAGGAGGGUAAAAGGGAGUGGAGACAGUUGAUGUAAAUUCUUUCUGAAAAACAAAGACAGACAGAGAUAAACACAUACACAUACACACAGUAAUGACACCACCCCCCUCCCCCAUAUCCUCCCAGGCCCCCCCAUCUCUCCUGUCUCACUCUGGGCUCCAGCAGAGCGCCUCCUACUGGCUGGGGUGUGGGGUGCUGUCCAUGGUGCUGAAUGGCUGGGUGCUGCUGGGGCUCUCUGCUCGCUGUGAGCAGCGCCGGGCCCUGGACCUGCUCCUUGCCCUUCUGGGGGGGACCCACAUGCUCAGCGCUGCCCUGCCCCUCAUCCUCUUCUCCUGCGUGCAGCUGGGGGAAGCAAACCAGCGCCCCCCGCAGCCCUCCCAGUACAGCCAGCUCAGGGGAGCACAGCACUGGACAGAGAACCUCUGCAAAGCCUUCGUCUCCACAUUCUACUGCCUAAUGCUGGCAACCUGCUUCACAGGCUCCUCUCUCUCCUACCACCGGAUGUGGAUGGUGAAGUGGCCGGUGAAUUACCGUCUCUCAAGCCCACGGAAGCAGGCGUGGCAGGCCACGUUGGGAGGCUGGACAGCUGCCUUCAUCCUGGCCACACUGCCCUCGCUGGGUUGGCACACCCCUGGGCAGCGCUUCUACCAGGGGGGCACCUGCCACUACAGCCCCGGGUACAUCGGCCUGGGCUUCGGGUUGUGCCUGCCCCUGCUGGUGGGAGGGGGCACUGCCACGGCGCUGUGCUGCUCUAUUCUCACCCUUACCGAGACGCUCUGCAGGGGGCGCUGCCAUGCCAAGGGGGGGUCGAGGGGCCGGGGGUUGGAGGAGGGUCUGGGAGAUGUGCCAGCCAUUGUGGUGGAGGACACCAGGGGGCAGCGCAAGUCCUCGAUCGAGGGGUCCGAGCCCCCCAAGAUCUCCAUGCAGACCACCCGCCUCGUCACCGCCAUCGUGCUGCUGUAUGCGGGGCUGGCAGGGGUGCCCCUGCUGGUUGUAUCCAUUGUCUCAGUGCAGUCUCAUUCUCAGUCUGCCUUCACGGCUCCCUCCUGUUGGGAGGCGGUACUGCUCUGGUCAUGUCUGCUGCAGACCCUGCCCCUCCCCCUCCUGGUCUGGGGGUGUGAGCGGUACCGACCCAAAGCCCGGCCUAUGUGGGAGCGCUGCCUCCGAGCCCUGUCCCAGGACAGCACAGAGGAACCAGGGAGAUGCCUUGACAACCUGGAUUCCAUCGCCAUGGUUUCCAGAGCCGCGGAGGCGAAGGGAGCGACGCUAUUCACUAUGGAGAGAGGGGCAGGGAAACUGUUUCUACCCAAUCACAGCACAGCAUUGCAAAGUAGAGUGCAUUACCUGCAGGUCCCAGCCAAUAGAAGGCACUCUCACGAUGACAGUGAUUCCUGGAGUCAUGCCCCCUCCAACUCCCUGCUUCCUCGUUGGUCUUCCUCUGAUGACAUCAUUAGCAACCAACACCGGCUACCUGUAGGGGGCAGGUCCUUGUCCUUACAUGACUUCCUGGAGAUGCUCCCACCCCCAGAUGCACAGAGGUAUAUUAAAAGAAUGAAGGAAGCCACCUCCCCCUGCUUCUCCAGACAGGAAGUGAUGCGCUUCAUUAACAAGGAUGACCUCUUCAUGACCCAGCGGCAUCACCACAGCAACCAAGCCCGGAGAGCAUCACUUGCUAUUGUCAUGAUUACACCCACCCUGGUAACCUGCUCCGAGCGCACUCACAGGGCGCACAGACAGCAGCCUGAGAGGAGAGCCUCCCUCAGCGGACCCGAUAGCCAGAACCACAGGGAGAUGCGCUGCGGAGAACACAGAGACUGGGACUGAACCAGCCAGUGUGUGAGCGCGUGUGCGUGUCUCUGUCUCAUUUAAUAUUAAACAGUGUUUAUACAA
This is a messenger RNA of Polyodon spathula (Mississippi paddlefish), 2729 nucleotides long. RefSeq names its product probable G-protein coupled receptor 162. The transcript has 8 exons. The record is from RefSeq and is a predicted model, not a curated record. Gene Ontology annotation, cellular component: membrane. Lineage: Eukaryota; Metazoa; Chordata; Actinopteri; Acipenseriformes; Polyodontidae. Bases 933 to 2663 code for a protein of 576 amino acids. Gene Ontology annotation, molecular function: G protein-coupled receptor activity. Gene Ontology annotation, biological process: G protein-coupled receptor signaling pathway.